Molecule: messenger RNA, 993 nt
Organism: Jaculus jaculus (lesser Egyptian jerboa)
Lineage: Eukaryota; Metazoa; Chordata; Mammalia; Rodentia; Dipodidae
Gene: Mthfs
Product: methenyltetrahydrofolate synthetase
Exons: 3
Coding region: 21-641 (206 amino acids)
Biological process (GO): folic acid-containing compound biosynthetic process; tetrahydrofolate interconversion
Cellular component (GO): mitochondrion
Molecular function (GO): 5-formyltetrahydrofolate cyclo-ligase activity
Source: RefSeq, a predicted model, not a curated record
ACCCCGCUGGGAGCAGGGAGAUGGCGGCGGCGGCGGCGGCGGCCGUGAGCAGCGCCAAGCGGAGUCUGCGGGCCGAGCUGAAGCAGCGUUUGCGGGCCUUGAGCGCCGAGGAACGGCUACGCCAGUCCCAUCUCUUGACCCAGAAGGUGAUUGCCCACAGUCGUUAUCAGAAUUCCAAAAGAAUUUCCAUCUUCCUGAGCAUGCCAGAUGAAAUUGACACAGAAGAGAUCAUCAAGGACAUUUUCCAACAAGGCAAAACCUGCUUCAUCCCUCGGUACCAAUUCCAGAGCAAUCACAUGGAUAUGGUGAAAUUAGAGUCACCUGAAGAAAUUUCUUUACUUCCCAAAACAUCCUGGAAUAUUCACCAGCCUGGAGAGGAAGAUGUUCGUGAGGAGGCCUUGUCAACGGGUGGACUCGAUCUCGUCUUCAUGCCAGGCCUCGGGUUUGAUAAAGAUGGCAACCGGCUGGGGAGGGGCAAGGGCUACUAUGACACCUACCUGAAGCGCUGUCUGCAGCAUCAGAGAGUGAAGCCCUACACCCUGGCUUUGGCCUUCAAAGAGCAGAUCUGUCUCCAGGUCCCAGUGGAUAAACAUGACGUGAAGGUGGAUGAAGUCCUUUACGAAGACUCCUUGGCCUUUUAAGCCCCUUGACUGCAGCCAAAUACCCAGUGUUGGGCACCGGUGUAAAGAAAAAAUAUGGGUGUUUUCCCCUUGUCAAAAAUGAGCCAGAGUGGGCUGGGGAGAUGGCUUGGUGGUUAAGGCGCUGCGCUUGCCUGCGAAGCCUAAGGACUCAUGCUCUGCUCUCCAGGUCGCGGAUGAGCCAGACGCACGAGGUGUUGCAAGCGUGCAACGUUGCAUAAGUGCAUAAGAUGGUCACAUGCCUGGAGUUCUACUGCAGUGGCUGGGGGCUCCCGUGAGCCAAUUCUCUCUUCCUCUCUCUCUCUCGUUCUCUCUGAUAAUAUUAAUAAACGACUAAAAUAUGUUUAAAAAGUGA